Messenger RNA from Quercus robur (English oak), 864 nucleotides. RefSeq lists its product as uncharacterized. The transcript has a single exon. The coding region runs from base 1 to 864 and encodes 287 amino acids. The record is from RefSeq and is a predicted model, not a curated record. Lineage: Eukaryota; Viridiplantae; Streptophyta; Magnoliopsida; Fagales; Fagaceae.
AUGCAUGUAUUAAUAAUAGGUGUUGUUGGCGUGAGAAGAAAAAUUAUUCAGCGGAAAAGAGAUAAUAAUUACAGUGAGAGAAAAGUGGAUGUGGAGUACUCGCAGGAGACGCAGGGCUCAAGUGAAGAAGAGGACGAACUGUGCAGGAGUGUAAAGAAGUUUAAAGAUAGUAAUGGAGAAAGACCCUUCUCCCAGCCUCACAGACAGGUCAGUUAUAAAGAUAGCUUGGUGGGGGACAUCGUAGGAGCUUAUGCACAAACUUUCAGGUUUGAUAAUGAGGAAGUUAUGGAUGAAGAAUCUGACACAGGGCUGGAGGAGUUAACUGAAGGCAUGGCAGAUGUUACGUUGUCUAAAGAAACCAGGUCCAGGAUCAGAGCUCCAUGGUUCAAGGCUUUGAUCGUGAAAGUGUAUGGUAGAACUGUAGGAUUCAGCUACCUCACUUUCAAAAUCAAUGUGUUAUGGAAACCUAUGAUCAAGAUGGAUUGCGUGGAUUUGGGAAAUGAUUUAUUUUUAAUUAAAUUUAGUGAUGAUAGUGAUUAUGAUAAGGUCUUAAGGGGUGGACCAUGGUUUGUUGGUGAACACUUCUUAGCCAUUAAGCCAUGGGAGCCCUACUUCAAAGCUUCAAAGGCCACCUUUACUUCAGUGGCAGUUUGGGUUAGACUCUCAAAGCUUCCAAUAGAUUUUUAUGACACAUUAGUCCUAAGGCAGAUUGGCAGUGCUAUAGGUCCAGUCUUGAGGAUUGAUUCAUACACAACAACUGGGUCAAGAGGAAGCUAUGCUAGAUUGUGCAUUCAAGUUAAUUUAGAAAAGCCAUUUAUCAACAUUGUUAAGAGUGGGACGCUUGAAACAAAAGGUUAUGUAUGA